AUGGCCUCAAAGAAGAACGCUACCUCGGGGAAAGCCAGCCAGAUGUCCCAAGAGAAGAAGGCCCAAGAAGAGAGAAAUGCGGCCAAGCGCCAUCACGAGUACGUGCACUCAGACCUCCAACCCAAGGGACGUCUUCUUCGCAUCCAUACGCGAGAGGAUAUCACCUGGUCGAUGCCAGGCAGGAUAAUUAAGCAGUGGGUGGACUGCAGGAAGCCUAUGUCUGAGCCAAAUCGAGGCUGUCGGACGGGGAGAAUGGGGUUCUGGGUUGAGACUGAGGAGGGAUUCAAGGCGGUCCUCAUCUGCAGGCGUAAGGUCUGCGACUGGGGAGCGGGUGAGGUUGAUGAGGGGGAGCAUGAGAUGGAAGGUCAGGAGGGCGAGGAGGGUGAGAGCGACAAUUCCGCUUGA
This is a messenger RNA of Zasmidium cellare ATCC 36951, 405 nucleotides long. RefSeq lists its product as uncharacterized. The transcript has a single exon. NCBI's taxonomy places the organism in Eukaryota, Fungi, Ascomycota, Dothideomycetes, Mycosphaerellales, Mycosphaerellaceae. Bases 1 to 405 code for a protein of 134 amino acids. The record is from RefSeq and is a predicted model, not a curated record.